AUGGGACUGCGCAUCAACGACACCAUCCCCGACCUGACCGUCGAAACCGACCAGGGCUCGUUCAGCCUUCACGAGUGGAUCGGCGACAGCUGGGCCAUCCUGUUCUCACAUCCGAAGGACUUCACGCCGGUCUGCACCACCGAGUUCGGCGCGGUCGCGCAGCUUGCCGACGAAUGGGACAAGCGCGGCACCAAGGUGAUCGGCGUCUCCGUCGACAGUGCCGAAGACCAUGUCAAAUGGAAGGGUGACAUCGAACAGGUCGCGGGCACCAAGGCCGGGUUCCCGAUCAUCGCCGAUGACGGGCUGGCCGUGUCCAAGGCCUUCGACAUGCUGCCGGCGGAAGCCUAUCUGCCCGACGGUCGCACCCCGGCCGACAGCGCCACCGUACGCUCGGUCUUCAUCAUCGGCCCGGACAAGCAGCUCAAAUUGUCGAUGACCUAUCCGAUGAAUGUCGGCCGCAACUUCGCCGAAGUGCUGCGCGCGCUGGACGGGCUUCAGACGGCCGCCAAGCACAAUGUCGCGACUCCGGCCAACUGGAACGUCGGCGACGACGUCAUCAUUCCGACGGCCGUCAAUGACGACGAUGCCAAGAAGAAGUUCGGCGAAUUCGAAACGGUUCUGCCCUAUCUGCGCAAGACCAAGGCGCCGAAAUCGGCCUAG
Effrenium voratum is the source of this 660-nucleotide messenger RNA. Lineage: Eukaryota; Dinophyceae; Suessiales; Symbiodiniaceae. The record is from the annotation of a GenBank genome assembly.